Salvia miltiorrhiza (redroot sage) is the source of this 2769-nucleotide messenger RNA. Its product is annotated as subtilisin-like protease SBT1.1. NCBI's taxonomy places the organism in Eukaryota, Viridiplantae, Streptophyta, Magnoliopsida, Lamiales, Lamiaceae. The transcript is spliced from 2 exons. Bases 380 to 2683 code for a protein of 767 amino acids. Gene Ontology annotation, molecular function: serine-type endopeptidase activity. Gene Ontology annotation, biological process: proteolysis. The record is from RefSeq and is a predicted model, not a curated record.
AAGAGGCCUUCCAUUGUUUCUAACCAUCUCUUUUAAUGCUACUUUUCGAUGAAUUUAGGAUGUCUGAUUAUGCUAAAAUUAGCAAACCCCUUACCUUUCACAGGCAUGAUUAAGAUAUUGUGUUUGAUAAAGUUGCUGUCAACACUUUCACAAGCAUCAAACUACUGCACCUUUUUGUUCUAACACAGGGCGUGCAUUAGUGAUGGGGUUCGCACGCCUUAGCUUACGAGCCUCGUCUAUAAAUGUCUCUUUCCAUUUAGAGUAUGAGUGUAAGCACAAAGUUUCUGACAAAGAACUGCAAAAACUGUGAUUCUUGAUGUUGUGGUUGGUGAUUCUUAGCUGCUGACAGCAAUAUAACCAGCUAAAUCAAGGAGCAGCAAUGACACAAAGGAUCUUCCUCCUAGUUCUGGUUCUGGAGGUUUUUGCAGCUUCUUAUGCUGUCACGGACUCAAACACAUACGUCGUUCACAUGGACAAGUCCAAGAUGAGAGCUUUAGACGUCUCUGUUGGAACGGUGAGAAGAUGGUACGAAGAAAUCAUUCAAUCCAUCAAUGUAGACACAGAAGGAGAGGAGGAGAAGCUGGAUCAACCAACGUCGUCUCCUGAGCUCCUUUAUGUAUACGAAAAUGCCAUUUCUGGUUUCUCUGCAAGGCUUACAAAGCAGCAUCUUGAAGCUCUAGUCAAAGCUGAUGGAUUCCUCUCUGCCACCAUGGAUGAACUAUACAACCUUCACACAACUCAUUCACCUCAUUUUCUUGGCCUAGAAGAGGGCACGGGGUUGUGGGAUGCUGAGAAUCUGGCCUCUGAUGUGAUCAUUGGAGUGGUCGACACAGGAAUAUGGCCGGAGCACCCCAGCUUCCGUGGCACGGGCCUGCCACCGGUGCCCUCUCGCUGGAAAGGGAAAUGUAAGGCGGGCCCCAAAUUCGCGGCCUCAAAGUGCAACCGGAAGCUCAUAGGUGCCAAGGCCUUUUUCAAAGGGUAUGAGGUCAUUGCUGGGAGGGUGAAUGAGACGUUAGACUAUCGCUCCCCUCGCGAUUCCAAUGGCCACGGCACGCACACUGCUUCGACUGCAGGAGGCAAUCUUGUGAAAGGGGCGAGCUUUCUAGGCCUGGCCAAAGGAACAGCAGCUGGGAUGAGGUACACAGCAAGAAUUGCAGCAUACAAGGCUUGCUACCAACUGGGAUGUGCAAGCUCUGAUAUAUUAGCUGCAAUGGAUCAAGGAGUGGGUGAUGGUGUGGAUGUGCUGUCUCUGUCGCUCGGAGGUGGGUCGAAGCCGUACUACACGGACAACAUAGCUAUCGCAGCAUUCCGUGCAGUUCAAAAGGGAGUGUUUGUCUCAGCCUCAGCCGGCAACUCAGGCCCCUCGGCUUCCUCCGUUAGCAACACUGCACCGUGGAUUGCAACCGUUGCUGCAAGCUACACGGACCGUGUUUUCCCAACCAGAGUCGAGCUUGGUGAUGGCCAGAUUCUCCGUGGCGCAUCACUCUACUCGGGGAAGGCUCCUACACGGGCACUGCCUUUGGCAUAUGGUGACACUGCAGGCGGCCGUGGUGCUAAAUUCUGCACCGGCAACUCCCUCUCCCCAAAACUAGUGAAGGGAAAGAUUGUCAUCUGUGACAGAGGGAUCAACGGCAGAGUUGAGAAAGGGGAGCAAGUGAAGACGGCUGGUGGAGCCGGUAUGAUCCUUGCAAACGGCGAAAAUCAAGGCGAGGAACUGCUAGCCGACGCCCACGUCUUGCCUGCUACAUCGCUGGGAGCUGCAGCAGCCAAGGCUCUCAAAAUCUACUCAAAUUCCACCACCAAUGCAACUGCUGUGAUCACAUUUCAAGGAACAGUCUACAACAGUCCAGCUCCGGUUGUGGCCGCGUUUUCCUCGCGCGGGCCUAGCCUCUUCGGUCCAGACAUCAUCAAACCAGACAUCACUGCACCAGGAGUGAACAUUCUUGCAGCAUGGCCACCAAACGUAAGCCCCACGGAGCUCACAAGCGACAGGAGACGCGUUCGUUUCAACAUCGUCUCGGGCACUUCCAUGUCGUGCCCCCACAUCAGUGGCCUAGCUGCACUACUCAAAUCUCUGCACAGAAACUGGUCAGCUGCAGCAAUCAAAUCAGCAAUGAUGACAACUGCUUACAUUCUUGAUUCCCAAGGCUCACCAAUAGCAGACGCUGCCGCCUCAAGCUUCGCCACCCCAUUCGCGUUCGGCUCAGGCCACGUCAGCCCCCAGAAGGCGGCUGAUCCGGGGCUGAUCUACGAUGUCUCCACCAAAGACUACCUCACCUACCUGUGCAGCCUAAGCUACAACUCCACACAAAUAGGCCUCUUUUUGGGAGGGAAUGUCACCUGCCCCAAUGCCUCUGGUUUUCUAACCGGAGACCUAAACUACCCUUCUUUUGCAGCCCAAUUCAACAGCGCUGCUAAAAACACCACAGCAACAUACAAAAGAAGAGUAACCAACGUUGGCAUUCCUGUCAGCAGUUAUGCUGUCAAAGUGUCGGAACCCCAAGGGAUAUCGAUCAUCGUUCGACCUCGAGUUUUGAAUUUUAGGAAGAUUGGAGAGAAGCUAAGUUACAAAGUGACCUUCAUUGCAAAAGGGAGUGUGUCCGCUAACUUCUCAUUCGGCUCUCUUGUGUGGGUUUCGGACAAGCAUUCUGUUACAAGUCCUAUUGCAGUAACUUGGCUGUAAUCAAAUAAACACACAAAUUCUCAUUAUCAAGAAUCUAUGUUGUUUUAUCUAUAUUUCAAGAUUAUGAUAAUUUGAUAACUGUGAUU